This is a messenger RNA of Nothobranchius furzeri (turquoise killifish), 2805 nucleotides long. RefSeq lists its product as uncharacterized. Lineage: Eukaryota; Metazoa; Chordata; Actinopteri; Cyprinodontiformes; Nothobranchiidae. Gene Ontology annotation, molecular function: phosphatidylinositol binding. The record is from RefSeq and is a predicted model, not a curated record. Gene Ontology annotation, cellular component: endosome.
CCAGCUUUGAUAAACUUCUCCUUUUCCGCUCUUGCACUUCGUUGGAGGAAAACAAACGCUCAUCUUCUACAUCUUGUCGGCUGUAGAAAUGCGGCCGAGCAGGCCGGCUUUAACUUUAUCAGACACACUUUGGCCCUCAGUCAGAGGGAGGAGGAGAGGAGAGGAGGAAUAAUGUCCCCGUGUCGCCUGUCCGUCGCGGUGACUUUCUGUUUGGUUUGGUAUUUCUCAGACAGUGGACAAACAGCGGUUCAGUAUCUAAUAUGCGUGCUUUGUUGUCUCAUAACACCGCUGUUUGGUAAAAACGGGCGCGAGAGCAGCACUCAGACUGAAGAAGAGCCGAAGGAACAUCCGCUCCAGGAAACUUCUAAGGAAGACGUGUUUGACGGACCUGAUGAAGGAUCCCUUGAGAAGAAUACACCUCCGAUUUCCAAGUAUUCACAUGCGAGGAAGUCUCUGCAGCAAGUGUUUGAGUGUGCCUACGCUCAGCUGGUCCUGCCUUGGCUCGGCGUCCCCGAGCCCUUGGAGCACCAGCCUCUGCACGGGGUGCUCAGCAGGGAGUUUGACUUGGUGAUCGACCGCAUCAUUAACAGGUCCAGGGACUUUGAUGUCUGUCGGGCCGUGGUGGGCUCCAUUAGGAUUCUGACCCAACACUUGCAUAAUGCAAGGCAGCCUGACAGAGAGUUGUUGCUCAGCACCCCGGCCGUGGAAAUGACAGUCCUCAGAGAGCUCUCUGAUGCACUGGUACGCAACCUUUUCCCCCCAUCUUUCUGGGGGCAAGAAAUCAGCCAUUGUGCCUUAAAAGAGAUCCUUGCCUUAAAGGGGUUGAAGCUGGUGGUGAGGUGGCUCUCUGACCCAGACAAUCUGAACCAGCUGGUGGUGAACCAGCUCGACGGCGUCACCUUGGAGAGUUCUGCAGAGGAGCCGCCUGUAUCUGACCCAAAUCAGACCUCUCUUGAUUCACGAGGGGGUGACGGCGGCGACAGGGAAGGCAGUGAAGUGAGCGUGCCAGAGAUUUCACCCGAUGCUGAUAUCGGGAGCAAAAGGAAAGGCAGUAGGUUGAAGGAAGGAUGGUUCAAAUUCAUGGACAAGGUGAAGUCCAAGAAAGCCAAGAAGAAGAAGAUGAAAACGAAGGAGCAUGAGCUGCUUGUGAGGAUGACCCAGGGGGACAAGAAGAAAGAUGUUGGCAGCAGAGAGGGAUCACUUCUUGACCAGGAUGAAUCUGAGAGGGACGACAGUGAUCUGGAGGAUUAUCUGGCAAGUGUCCAGGAGGAGCUGAUAGAAUUUAAGCUGUCGUAUGAGAUGUGGCGCGUUGGAAACUGGACCAUCAGCAUCCCCCAUGCCGACUGGGUGGAUGAGGAGCUGGUCUUCACUGUGCACUUGGAAGAAAAGGACAGCCCAGAGAAUUUACAGUGGGACAUCAAAAAGACCUACAUGGAUGUUUUUUAUUUCCGCAACAGAUGGCAGCACUCCACCUGCCUUCCCACCAUCUGUGACAUGAAGGAGUCUGACGUCGGCGACGAGGUUAAAGAGGAAGUCAGAAAAUCAGUCGAACACUUCCUGCAGAAAUUGGUUUCUGAUGAAACGUUUGGACCCACUCAACCAGUCUUUCAGUUCCUGUGUCCUCUGGAAAAACUGCUGAAUGAAGAAGAACAUCACGGCGUGUGGGGCCUCCUCAGUGGAUUGGCCUGCUUUCUCUCUCCGGUUCAAGAGGAAGAAGAGAACUUGAACUCUCAGACAGAAGUCCCAAAAGAAAAUGCACGGCCAGCUUCAGCUGAAGGCAGCAGAGACAUCCCUGGUGCUCCCCUCCCAACCAUUGUUGUCUCCCAGUAUAAUUCUCCUACACAGCUGCCCAAGGAGGCAGGAAUGAAUUCAGAUCCAAAGCCGUCUGUUAACUCCUCACAUGAAAACCGCCCCCAGGAUAAACCAGAGGACUCUGAUAAAACCCUAACAGCUCACUUUAAAACGUUCAUCAGAGGAGUGACCAGAUCCAGGUCACAGGAGUCUCUGGUCUCGCCGAGGAGCAGCAUUGAUGAGGAGCAGCUGGAUGAAAGAGAAGGCUUGCAGCAGGAAGGCACAGAGGGGCGGUCUUUGGUUAAUCCCAGUAUAAAGUUGAAUAAAAAGGAGAAGACUGGUCCUAAGAUGUCUACAGGAGCGAACAAGGCCAAAGGAAAGGAGACUUCUGGAGCACCGCUGAGAGGAGAGGAGUCGCAGCAAGGUCAAGGCAACUGGGAGCAGCUUGAGGCAACUAAGGCCAUAUUUGAGCUGCUGAAAGAAAUAUCAGGAAACUCGAUCCUCAUCAACAUCUUUGAUGCUAUUUUAAAACCAGUGAUGCCCAUCUUGAAAAAGAAAAUCAACACUUUCCUGAACAAGCUGAACCCAACAGAGGAGACGAUGGCUGCACAUGUCGACACGAUGCGGAGGAAACUGUGGCCGGAGAUUCAACAAGCAGCACCUCCACCUACUCCACCUCCUCGCACUGCUGAGGAGAAGAAAGAGACCAGAGAGCGAGCACAUGACCUCAUUAACACACGAUAUUCAAACUUCCUCAUCCUGAAGAAGACUGAUGUGGAGUCUGUGUUUAAUAUUUUCCAGAACAGCGAGGAGAAUCAGUCUCUGGUCUACACGCUUCUUUCCUUCCUGUUGGGACAGUUUCUGCCCAACGAGCAUUCCUUAGCUGUGAGCGCCGCCAUUCUGCAGAAAGCGACCAGCUCCUGCAACGGUUCUGUCAAACCCUGAAUGUGUUUUUAUUUAAACUAUUCUGAUGUUUUUAAACUAGACCAUCAUUAAAAGUCUUAACAUGUUUGG